AUGAUGUACAUUCAACUCAGCUCUGUCCUCGCCCUCUGUGCCGUUCUUUUGAUGGCCAUUGCCGCUCCAGUCGAGCCUCGUGAUGCUCGGUCUGACCUGCCACCGUGCACACCUAAAUGGAACUUCAAGCCUGGUCUUCCACCAUUCUUCUCCGUCAACCCGAAGGGAAAAAAUGAGCGCCUUGUUGUCGAUCACCGACCAGAAUGA
Messenger RNA from Penicillium subrubescens, 207 nucleotides. RefSeq lists its product as uncharacterized. The coding region runs from base 1 to 207 and encodes 68 amino acids. The record is from RefSeq and is a predicted model, not a curated record. Lineage: Eukaryota; Fungi; Ascomycota; Eurotiomycetes; Eurotiales; Aspergillaceae. The transcript has 2 exons.